AGCAAAUGCAAGAAGAAGAAGAAGUGUCUCUAUGUGCUCUGUCUGAAUCUGUUAACGGCGUUUUCAGGAACUUUGCAGCUGACUUCUGACUACGUUCCUGAUAAAUUCUUAGUCUUCCUCUCUCUCUCAUAGUCAGAAUUGUUUAGUAUCUCUGUUUUCGGGCAUCGUGUUAGAAUAAUUUGGAUAAGCUUUCUAUCUGUUUGGAAUAGCUUGCCGUUUUGUUAUUGUUGUCCACCACUUGUUCGAUGAAAUGACUGUGUGAAGGUUUUAAUUGCUUUUCGACGGUGUUAUUUGCCUCUCUAUGGAUAACGAAGUUGCAUUUCUUGUCAAAUUUCAAUCCAAAACAAAAAUUUGCAUUUUUGCUUAUGUUAAAUUUUCAGAACCCAGUAAGAUUAUGUUGCGAAAAAUCAGGACUGUUUUAGCUACCUAGAUUAUGUUAGGUAUAUACUAUGAAAGGUUUAAUCUUUGCAUAAAUUUGGUGUGUUAGGCAUUACUUUCUGUGACAUUUGAUCAGAUAUCUAAGAAACAUUGAGAAUUUGGUUGAACACAUUUGUGCCCUGAAGAUGUUUACGAAGCUAUUUCGGUGUAGGACUUACUUAAUUUUCUUUAGUUCACGCGUAAUUCCUUAGGCAUUGGCUCUGUGAGUUAAGGUUUUGAAUAUGUUAGAAGUUGGAUCCGAGGUAAAGACUGCUGUGUGCUUUAGUUCAUCACAUUAUUCAGCAUUAAGGGUCAGAUUUUCAAUUAUGCAUCGCGUCAUUAGAAAGUGAAAAGAUUUUAUACUUUAUGAUUUUGUUAAGCUUCAAUAUACUUGUUUUGUAUCAAAAUGUUCAAAUCUCUUUGUCGUCUGGUAUCUGUUUCAGAUUAUACUCUGAAGUUCUUAGUUAUAUACUUAUAUAUGUAGCGGUUUGGCUUACUCUGUAUGGUAUUGAUUUGUUAAAUACAGUUUAUGGAGCUUCAGAUAGCAGGAGCGUCUCUAAAUCUGCUGUGUCAAAAAGAACCCUCGCCGUAUUGCCUUGCUCGCCAUAGGAGAAAUAAUCCUGAUUUCUCAAGAAACAAUAAGCAUGGUUUCCGAGGCAGAAACAGGCGAAACGAAGAUAAGGAUGGUUUAGUAGAUGGUGGUCUUGAAGACGACAUGUUGUCUUCCAAAAACGAGAAAGAGAUAGUGGAGCUUUUCAAGAAAGUCCAAGUUCAGCUCCGGGCUCGAGCUGCUGCUAAGAAAGAAGAAAAGAAGACUGAAGAAGCUUCUAAAGGACAGGGAGGAAAAGAGAGUGAGACAGUGGACUCCCUUCUUAAGUUACUGAGGAAGCACUCAGGAGAACAAAGCAAGAAACAAGUUAGCAAUUUCAAUUCUGAGAAGCAGCUCCAAAGAGAUGAUGAUGCUUCAGAAAGACAAAAUCACAGUUCCAGUCGUUUCGAUUCGCGAAACAAAGAUCAUAAUGCAACACCCUUUACCAGGCCAGCAUCAAGCUUCAAACGUAAUUCUCCUGUACCGAGACAUAAAUCUCAAGCCAGUUAUUCUAGUGAGGCCAUUUUUGAUGAAGCUUCAAGUUACAGUGUGACUUGGACCCAGAAAAAGGAUCAAGUAGAGUCGCGUGAUGAACCUGAAUACGAGCCUGAGCCUGAGUCUGCAGCUGAGUAUGAUGAACCUGAACCUGAGGCUGAGUAUGAACCUGAAUCUGAACCAGAACUUGCUAUUCUCGAAUCAGUGUCAGAGCUGAAACUAGAGUCGUUUUACCAAGAGGAAGAUGAAGAUGAGGAGGAUCAUAACUUCGUUAUAGAUGAGUUAUCAGAUGAUGACGAGUCUCUCAAUACCGACUACCGAGGAAGAGACUGCGAAAGACGAAGAUUUGAGUGCACUGAAGUUGGUAGAACUUAGAGCCAUAGCAAAAUCAAGAGGACUCAAAGGAAUUUCAAAGAUGAAGAAAGUUGAGCUAGUGACUUUAUUGGGUAGUAGUAAUAAAGCAUGAUGAUCAGAUUUUUAACAUGAGUCAGAUUAAACAUUGCUUGAGUUUUUGAUACAGCUAAUGAAUCUCCAAAUACUCGUUUCAU
Molecule: messenger RNA, 2049 nt
Organism: Arabidopsis thaliana (thale cress)
Lineage: Eukaryota; Viridiplantae; Streptophyta; Magnoliopsida; Brassicales; Brassicaceae
Product: ATP binding / ATPase
Exons: 3
Coding region: 947-1876 (309 amino acids)
Source: RefSeq, marked reviewed